Messenger RNA from Sitodiplosis mosellana (orange wheat blossom midge), 894 nucleotides. It is a transcript of the gene Iyd, whose product is annotated as iodotyrosine deiodinase. The transcript is spliced from 4 exons. NCBI's taxonomy places the organism in Eukaryota, Metazoa, Arthropoda, Insecta, Diptera, Cecidomyiidae. Bases 1 to 894 code for a protein of 297 amino acids. The record is from RefSeq and is a predicted model, not a curated record. Gene Ontology annotation, molecular function: oxidoreductase activity.
AUGUUCACUUUCACCGAACUGCGGCUUUUGUGUGCAGAAUCAAUAUUUCUAAAGUACAGCGGAUAUUUUCUACCACUUUUACUUUUCAUACUCACGAAAUAUGUUUGGAAGCGAUUUGCAUGUUCGAGUGCGAACGCGGCUCGAAUUCAAAAAGAGGUCAUUGAUACCAGCAAUAACAUUCAAACCGAUGCAACUAACGACGAAAUUAUCGAAGAUGAGUAUAGGCCACAUUUGCCCGAACUUGAACAUGUUGCAUAUCGUGGAUUGAUCGAGUGGCUGGAUAAAAGCGGCGACAAGUUUUUUAAAUUGGCCAAUGAUCGUCGAAGCAUUCGGAAAUUCGCUAAAAAUAAGCAUGUCGAUAUUGAGGUCAUUGAAAAGUGUAUUUUGGCAGCUGGAACUUCACCGAGCGGAGCCCAUACUGAACCGUGGACGUUUUGUGUGAUACAAGAUGCUCUGAUAAAGCAAGAAAUUCGUGAGAUCAUCGAAGCCGAGGAGUACUUGAAUUACAGCCAACGCAUGUCUAGACAGUGGACAACGGAUUUGAGGCCGCUAAAAACGGAUUUCAUCAAAGAGUAUCUCACCGAUGCGCCAUACUUGAUCAUUGUGUUCAAGCAAGUUUACGGCAUUCGAUCAGAUGGAAUGAAACAGCAGCAUUAUUACAAUGAGAUCUCCGUAUCGAUUGCAACCGGAAUACUUUUGUGUGCAUUACAAAGUGCGGGAUUGAAUUCACUGGUAACAACCCCACUGAACUGUGGCCCUGCCAUUCGAAAUCUAUUGAAUCGUCCGCAAAAUGAGAAAUUACUUGUUCUAUUGCCCGUUGGCUAUGCUGCCGAUGACUGCUGUGUGCCAGACCUUCAACGAAAAUCCCUCAACGACAUUAUGGUCACUUACUAA